UUGUCAAUUUUUUGUAGUCGUCGGCGGGGAGUUAUUGCGAUUUGUUUUAGACAAAUAAUGAAUUAAAGAAUAAAAAAAUAUCAGUUUUAUUUGUAAUGUGAUAAAAAUACGUAGUUUUUAUUUAGAUGAAUUGAAAAUGGAGGAUUCAAUUACUCCAUUGAGCGAAGCUUUGGAUGAUAACGAUGUCGAGUGGCAACCACUCGCUCUCACUUUGGUUGAGUACCCAAAAGGCGAUUGGAUUGGUAAAUUUUUUGCAUUUAUAAGUUUAUCGCCUUUUGGGAUCGGCGCCGGAUUUGUUGCGUUGAUAUUGUUUCGACGAGAUUUGCAUACUAUAGCAUUUUUCUGCGGGACCCUAGUCAAUGAGCUGUUGAACAUAAUAUUGAAACAUAUUAUUUGUGAAGCAAGGCCGCUUGCUAGAGGACAUUUGUAUAACGAGUAUGGAAUGCCAUCGUCACAUGCUCAAUUUGUGUGGUUCUUUAGCUUUUAUGUUUUGUAUUUUGUACUUAUUCGGUUGCAUCACAUAAACAAUAACAGUAUCAUAUCACAAGUGUGGAGGAUCAUCAUAGUUGGUGGUUGCAUGCUCCUGGCACUACUAGUGAGCAUUGGCAGGGUGUACCUACAUUACCACACCACCUGGCAGGUUGUUGUGGGAGCCAUUGUGGGCAUUCUGUUUGCUACAGGAUGGUUUGCAGUUGUCCAUAGAGUUUUCACACCACUGUUCCCUCAGUUGGUCUCCAUAAAAUUAUGUGAAAUGCUGAUGAUAAGAGACACGACAUUGAUUCCAAAUGUGCUGUGGUUCGAGUACACGACGUCGCGGCAGGAGGCUCGUGCUCGCGGGCGCAAGAUGGCGGCGUGCAAGCCGGCGCAAUGACGGUGCGCCUGCCUCGUGAGCCGCGACCCGCGACGCCGGCCGCGCGCGUGACGCUACGUUGCCGCCGCGGCCAUCGCGCUGGUCGGCGGCCUACUGCUCACACAGUUCGGGGACGACUCGCUCCUCUCGUUCUGAGACUAUUCCUAUCUACACUAUAAAUCGCGACAAUUUUCUCAGUGUUUCCUUGGUGACAGUUCCGUUCACGGUGUAAGCAUUUAUCAGAACCGAUCGCCUCGUAAAGAUUCGAGAAGUUGUCGUGAGCUAUAAUAGUCACGACCCAUGUCGUGUAUCACAUUCUGUUGUAUCUAUCGCAAUAAUUAUCUUUGUAAGCGACUCGAUACUCUAAUAGUAUUAGCGUUGUUUUUAUGGAUUAAUAGAUUCUAGGAAUGGAAUUUUUAAAGAUGUUUGUAUGAGAAAACAACUAGAAAUAAAGUUGAAUUAAAAAACCAUUGUGUCAAAGUAACUUUCAUGGUUUCGGCGGUUGUGUUGUAACAAAUUUAUAGGGUAUUAAUGUGAAAUGUAUAAAGCAGAUUGUUUGCUAUGAAGCAGCAAAAUAUUAAACAGUUUCAUUCUUACAAAGAGAAAGUUAAAUUGAAAAAGUCUGACUGGGAUGGGAUUUUAACCCACUUAUAUAAUGCAUAUUUUUGAUUAAAUCUUCAUGUUUUUAAAUGUUUGUAUCAAGUAUAAAUUGUUAAUUAAAACCAUUCAACUUAAUUUCGCUUCACAUGUGAUGGUUCUCUUAUUUAAGAUUUAUUGUGAUGAUUAUAGAUAAUUUAAAAGACAAUGCUAUUUUCUCCCAAUGAUAUGCCUCAAUGAAAUUUCUAUAUAUUGUAAUGUUUUCAGUAUCUAAAACUGAAAUUUGAUGUUAAAUGUAUGUGUAUAGUGUAGCAGGUCGGCGUAAUUUAUUAUGAAUCAGAUUUUGUAUUAUGCAUGUUGUGCUUGUUUAGUGUGUAAAACUAGUUUCUCAUCUCAUAAUCCUCUUCUGUGGUAAAGUUCGCAAACAAUCGCGACACACGAUUAUUACAAUGGAAAAUUAAGGGUGCUGGCACACUAAUAAACUAUUGAUAUUUCGAUUGAUAUUUAUCGAAAGACAUCAGGUGAUGAGAUUCAAUUAGACCUUUCUUGGUGGCUUUUAUAGGGCAGCUUCUAUUCAUACAGUACUAAUAAAGUUUUAUAUAAAUCAUGUCAUUGCACAUAUGCGAUAUUCAUUUCACAGAACACACUUCACCUAGUAACCGCGUAAAAUGAUCGUCAUUCUUAUUUCUCAUACGAUAAGUAUCUAAUCACAGUGUGUGCUUCCAAUUAAAGUAUUUGCUAAUUCUAUCGAUAUUUCAAUCAUUAUCAUUACACACUAUCGUAGCUAGUUCGAUUAAAUCUAGCUGUUUUUGUGCUCUAGUCAAUAUGACUGUGUACAUCGCGCCCCGUAUUUAUGUAAUUGAAAAUAUACUAGUUAAUAAAAAUAGUACACGCAAUGCCUUUAAACAUAUGCCUCAAAACAAAUCUGUACAUAGCAUCAUGAUCACUUACUUAGUUUUUAAAAGAGAUAUCGAAUGAUAUUGGGACAUUCAAUAUUCAAAUGCUGCCGGACGGCUUUUGACGGAUUUAGAACUGUAACAGGAGUGUGGUUUUUGGUAAAUACCAGUAAGCAUGUCGUUAAAGGAAAAGAAGGUUUGGUUCCAAAUGUGGAAGCUUGAAAUAUAAUAAUUGAAAUAAGGUUUGUUUAAGUGCACUUUACAAUAUUGUGCAAUAAUUCAUGUGGUCAUGAUGCGAUGUAUAAGUGUGGGAAUGUAAGUAUGCUCACUAGUAUCGGUAUCAUACAUUAAGCAACAUACCCACCUUGUUAACAUUUGUAAUUAUCCGCUAAAGAGUUUAAUAGUUCGAUUCGCUAAAUGUACAUGUUGUGUCGUUAACUUAUAAAAAAACUAAUUAAAAUUUAUAUUUUUACUUUUUUAGAAAUUGAGACAUUUUUUAAUAGAGGAAGAUAUACCUAUUUAGAAGAUUUGAUCGAUAUAUACUUAGUUGAUAAGUAAUGUAUUUGAUAGAUUUAGGUAUCAAACAAAAAAAUACAUAAGGCAUGUAUUUUGUAAGCAUAAUAAGUCUUGUCGCGAGAAAUAAGAUUUGUGUAUAUUUCGUACUAUUCAAAGGUAUAUGACCGAUGUUUUAUAUUUUAGAACGUCGUAAAAAAUAUACGGGCAAUAAAAAUCCGACAUAAUAUUUGUCGACUUUUAUGAAAUAGGCCCCAGAUCAGUUAACAGACAGACUAUAGUCGAAUAUGCAAAUGACGAUUUUCUAUAGGUUUUAGAAUUUAGUGCUCAAUGAUCCAGAUAUUCGUGUUUUUCCUAAACAACAAAAAAUGCUUGAUUUAUUAAACUAUUUAUCUAUCUUUGUUAACACGCACAUGCAAUAACCUCAUGACAUUGUGUAUUGUUAAAUUCUCAAAAUGUAAAUGUGCUGAUCAUAUUAUGAUAUUUUUCAGUCGAAGUCGAGAGUAUUUUAAAGUAUACCAAAAAUUAUCACAAAA
Messenger RNA from Pectinophora gossypiella (pink bollworm), 3392 nucleotides. RefSeq names its product dolichyldiphosphatase 1-like. The coding region runs from base 137 to 871 and encodes 244 amino acids. Gene Ontology annotation, molecular function: sphingosine-1-phosphate phosphatase activity. The transcript has 5 exons. Lineage: Eukaryota; Metazoa; Arthropoda; Insecta; Lepidoptera; Gelechiidae. The record is from RefSeq and is a predicted model, not a curated record.